UAUUCUGUUGCUGAUGAGGUGUGGAAGGAUGGAUAUCGGGUAACAACUGAAACUUCUGCCACAACCUUUUAGGAGUUUAAAAAAGUAUAGGCUUUAAGAUCUAAGAAAAGUAUUAAGAAAAUUCUAUAAAGAGACCGUUUAUAAAAUCAGUCUGUAAAAGUAGUUAACAUAGCUACAUAUAAAAACAACAGCUGCUUAGAAAAUAGAAAGCUCACUAAGAGGAAAGACAUACAGAGAUGUGACGGAUGUAACAGCAUCAGGAUAUGUUUGGACAUUUUACAAAAUGAUAAACUUACUUGGAGAAAUAUGAGCAUCGACAGGAAGUAUUUGAAAAAGACAGAGCAAGAACUUCCUCUCACAUAGUAAAGAUCUGAGGAAAGCCACGGUGGGCCGAAGCUGUGGUCCCAGGGCAGGAACGGGGCCGUGGAACUGAAGGGAGUCUAGAGGCUGAGCCCGACUCAGGGCAUCACCGUGGUGCGGGCGGCGUUUGCAUCCGUGGGGGAGGGAAGCGCAGGCGUGGAUACGGCUCGCCGGCCACCUGGAGGAAAUGAAGCUAGAACAACUUCGUCCAGAUGGAAGGGAGCCAAGAGGACUGACUUCUCUUGUGGGUCUGGUUCUGGCCCAGCCGUGGGACCCUCUGGACGGUCAGCCCUGCGGAUAUGGCCCCGACCUGUAUCCUGAUUGUGAGAUGGGGACUGAGCGCGCGGAGGCAAUCCCCAAGGAAGAAGUUUCAGAAGAAGCCGAGCCGCGCGUGGCAGCGUCAGAGAAACUUCCCAAGGUGGUUUGCCAGGGCCGGGAGUUUGGAGGCGCCCGGGCAGAAGACGUGGUGGAGAGGCACUCGAGAGCGUCCUCGGACGAGAGCGCGCAGCAGGCGUCUCCUCGGGGGAGAGGCCUGGCGUCGGGGCUGAUCGCCUAUAAGAGGUCACCGUCGGGCGAGAAGUCCGGGGACAGCGACGAGAGCGAGUGCGUCUGCAGCCCCGGCCCGCACCCACUCACGUCUCCGGCCGAGCCCCCAGCCGCGCCCGUCCGCGCCUGCGCCGCCUCCCGCCACAACCCCGUGGAGAACUCAGAGUCUCACAAGGCCCGGAGAAGUCCUGUGGGAGAAAAGCCUCAUACGUGCACAGAGUGCGGGAAGGCCUUUAAUCAGAACUCGCACCUCAUCCAGCAUCUGCGGGUCCACAGCGGAGAGAAGCCCUUCGAGUGCAAAGAGUGCGGGAAGACGUUUGGGACCAACUCCAGCCUGCGGAGGCACCUGAGGAUCCACGCCGGGGAGAAGCCCUUCGCCUGCCGCGAGUGCGGCAAGGCCUUCAUCCAGAGCUCACACCUCAUCCACCAUCACAGGAUCCACACCGGGGAGCGGCCAUACAAGUGUGAGGAAUGUGGCAAGGCCUUCAGCCAGAACUCGGCGCUCAUUCUGCACCAGAGGAUCCACACCGGGGAGAAGCCGUAUGAGUGCAACGAGUGCGGGAAGACCUUCCGGGUGAGCUCUCAGCUCAUCCAGCACCAGCGCAUCCACACGGAGGAGCGGUACCACGAAUGCCUCGAGUGCGGCAAAGCCUUCAAGCACAGCUCGGGCCUCAUCCGGCACCAGAAAAUCCACACCGGAGAGAAGCCCUACCUGUGUAACGAGUGCGGGAAGGGCUUCGGCCAGAGCUCGGAGCUGAUCCGCCACCAGAGAAUCCACACGGGGGACAAGCCCUACGAGUGCAACGAGUGUGGGAAGACGUUCGGCCAGAACUCGGAGAUCAUCAGACACAUUCGGAUCCACACCGGCGAGAAGCCCUACGUGUGCAAGGAGUGUGGGAAGGCCUUCCGGGGGAACUCGGAGCUUCUGAGGCAUGAGAGGAUCCACACCGGCGAGAAGCCCUACGAGUGCUUUGAGUGUGGGAAGGCCUUCAGGCGGACCUCCCACCUCACGGUCCACCAGAGGAUCCACACGGGGGAGAAGCCUCACCAGUGCAGCGAAUGUGCAAGAACCUUCUGGGACAGCUCGGAGCUGCUUCUCCACCAGAAGAUUCACGUCGGGGAGAAGCCGUAUGAGUGCACCGAGUGCGAGAAAGCCUUCGGCCAGCAUUCCCAGCUUGUCCUCCACCAGAGGACGCACACGGGCGAGAAGCCCUACGAGUGCCAGGAGUGCCGGAAGACCUUCAGCAGGAGCUCCCACCUCCUCCGGCACCAGAGCGUCCACUGCGCGGAGUGAUCGCCCUGGACGACGCGCCCCAGCCCGACCGGCCGCGCCCAGGCCUGCGGACCCCACGAGGGGACACAAGUCCUCCUCCCGCCGACUUCCAGCGCAGCGGCCAAAAACGAGGAGGUGCUUUUGUGAACGGUUCACGGAGAAGUUUCGGGAUCCCGAGUUAAAUCGUAAAAGCUGUUUCAGGCCUUCGUGUUUCCUCUGUCCCCUUUCGCACUCCCUCCGCGCUCCCCGAGCGGAUCCCCUCACUUCCGGGGUCUCUACCAGCCACGUAGCCCAGAUCGUUAGUUCUCGGGAACCGUGGAGACACGUGGCCCGCCACCUCCCAAGGGUGGCAGCGCUGACUCGUGGAAGGUUAGGAGGUCGUGGCGGAGGACACACUCCGUCUUCCCGGCCGCGGUGUCGCACCAGGACCCUUGAUCGAGCUUCUCUUAGCGUCGACAUCUUGCAGACGUGCUAUCGGGGUUCCUUAGACGAUUGCUGAAGCCGGGAAGCUUGGGGACCCCCUCCCGCGAGGCCUCCUCGUCCCCCCGCAGAGGGUGCAGGACGGAGGAGACGACAGGCCGCUUCCAGGAUGGCGAGCGAGGCCCUGAGCGUCCCAAGGGGCUGGUGGGCCAGGCGGGGGGCUUGCAGAGAGCAGCCCGGGCAGCUGUGCCCCGCGGGGGCGCUGCGCGGACGGACGGACGGACGGACGCCCUGCUGGGUCGUGCGUCAGCAGGUAGCAGAGGGACUGUGUGGCCUCACCGCCAGCAGGCGCCUGGGCCCUCGCUGGGCCUCGCCCCGCAGCCCAGAGCCCUCUGCCGUGGUACCUGCUGUCGCUCACCCACAGCCCGGCAGCCCCCUCGCCUCCUCCCCCGAGCGCUGUGUGUUCUCCUCGGGCGUCCACGCGUCCGCGUGUCUGGGGCACCGGGAGGCGGCCGGCCCCAGCAGGCUGGCGCUGCUCCUCGCGCGCGGCCCUGAGAGGAGGGGGUUGAACUCCGUGAGCUCCAGGGUCCGACCAGCCCCGCGGUUGUGGACUUCUUAGAUCUAACGUGACAUGUGCUCGAUGCUCUGUUGUUUAAUCUCUUCUUUGUGACGCGAUUACUGACCCCUAGAGUUCCCGAGUGUUUGCUAUACCAGGCCCAGCACCAGACCCUCUCCGUGCUUAUUUUCACCGUGUCUCUGAUGUGGGGCCCCUGUAAGCGGCUGGAGUGGGGACCACGUGCGUACCAUAAAAUCCACCUGUUCUCCGUG
This is a messenger RNA of Leptonychotes weddellii (Weddell seal), 3427 nucleotides long. NCBI's taxonomy places the organism in Eukaryota, Metazoa, Chordata, Mammalia, Carnivora, Phocidae. The record is from RefSeq and is a predicted model, not a curated record.